AUUUUUAAACAGUUGUAUUCAGGAAUAAGAAAAGGGAUGGACUUGCCGGAAGUACAUAAAACGGAGUAUUUCAGCGCACAGAGAUGAGUGGAGACUCGGACGGAAAUAAGGAGUUUCACGACCAGCUCCGGAUGCAAGAGCUGUAUGGCCAGAGGAAGGGAGAUGGAAACGAUCCAUACACCUACGUGGACCCUGAGGAUGGCACAGUGUACGACUGGGACCAUGACAGGAAAGCAUGGUUUCCAAAGAUAACAGAAGACUUUAUUGCUGCGUAUCAAGCAAACUACGGCUUCGGUGAGGGAGAAGCUCCUGACACAGCUGCAGCAGCUCUACCUACUGAAACUCUGCCAGACAAAGCAGUGGAAACAAAACAGCCUGAAGAAAAGCCUGAGGUGGCCAACCCUACAGAAGUCAAAGCGAAGGCGGAGAAGAGGAAAGCAGAACCAGGCUGGUUUGAUAUUGAGAAGGACAAAAACACAAACGUAUAUGUGUCAGGUCUUCCACCUGAUAUUACUCCUGAUGAAUUUGUGGAUAUUAUGUCUAAAUGUGGGAUAAUAAUGAGGGAUCCAAUGACAGAGGAGUACAAGAUUAAACUAUAUAAAGACAGUGAAGGGAAUCAGAAAGGAGAUGGUCUCUGCUGCUACCUUAAGAGGGAGUCUGUCAGCCUUGCGGAACGUCUCUUGGAUGACUCUGAGGUGCGAGGCUACCGGCUGCAUGUGGAAGCUGCUCGUUUUGAGCUCAAGGGCCAAUAUGAUGCCAGCAAGAAGAAGAAGAAAAACAAAGAAUACCGCAAGAAACUGCAGCAACAGCAGAAGCAGUUGGACUGGAGGCCAGAGAAGAAGGGAGAGGUGCGGAAGAGGCAUGAGCGUGUGGUCAUCAUCCGCAACAUGUUUCACCCCAAAGACUUUGAGGAUGAUCCACUGGUGUUGAACGAGUAUCGGGACGACUUGCGGAUUGAGUGCGAGAAGUUCGGGGAGGUGAAGAAGGUUAUCCUCUUUGAUAGGCACCCUGACGGUGUGGCGUCUGUGGCCUUUAAAGAGCCAGAAGAAGCAGAUGCCUGCCAGGUGGCACUGGAUGGACGCUGGUUUGGGGGGAGGAAGCUCGCCGCAAACCUGUGGGAUGGAGUCACCGAUUACCAGGUGGAGGAGACGACGCGUGAGCGGGAGGAACGGCUGAAGGGCUGGUCUGCUUUCCUGGAUGAUGAGAGAGCCCCAAGGACGGCUUCGGAUGCAACUCCGCCUAAGGACUCUGAGGAAACAAAGGAACUGUCCACCUCCCAGCAGGCAGUGAAGCCUGGGGCAGGGGCAGAACAGGUCCCACCUGCAGGGGGCAUUAUGGGAGAGGCCACAGGGCAGCCGAAAGAAGAGCAGGAAGGAGCAGGCAUGGAAUCCACAGACAGCAGCCUGGCAGGCAGUGAUGAGGAGGCAUAGGUCUGAAAGAGGACAGAAACACAAGUUUCAUAAACAUUCAAACCUAAAUAGCACUGAGGGGAGUACUGCCAUCCACUACCUAUGUCUGUCUGCCUGAGGGGCGUAAGAUCUGCCAUCUUUGUGUGUCUGCCUGUCUGUGUUCUGCCAUCUCAAAAAAACUGGAGAAGUGUUAGGAAGCAAAAGCUGAUGUUUAUUAUUUUCUGAGUGAAAAUUAUACCUGGCUCAUACUUGUUAACUAUUUUAUAAUAAAAGAUAAUUUGUGUAA
Electrophorus electricus (electric eel) is the source of this 1695-nucleotide messenger RNA. RefSeq names its product HIV-1 Tat specific factor 1 (gene htatsf1). Gene Ontology annotation, biological process: mRNA splicing, via spliceosome. The record is from RefSeq and is a predicted model, not a curated record. NCBI's taxonomy places the organism in Eukaryota, Metazoa, Chordata, Actinopteri, Gymnotiformes, Gymnotidae. Gene Ontology annotation, molecular function: RNA binding. Gene Ontology annotation, cellular component: U2-type spliceosomal complex; U2 snRNP.